This is a messenger RNA of Elephantulus edwardii (Cape elephant shrew), 2285 nucleotides long. It is a transcript of the gene RO60, whose product is annotated as TROVE domain family, member 2. Gene Ontology annotation, cellular component: ribonucleoprotein complex. Gene Ontology annotation, molecular function: RNA binding. Bases 37 to 1653 code for a protein of 538 amino acids. The transcript has 8 exons. NCBI's taxonomy places the organism in Eukaryota, Metazoa, Chordata, Mammalia, Macroscelidea, Macroscelididae. The record is from RefSeq and is a predicted model, not a curated record.
UUUUGUUUGUUUUAUAGGUUUCCUUAAAGGAAUAAAAUGGAGGAAUCCGUGCACCAAAUGCAGCCACUGAAUGAGAAGCAGAUAGCCAAUUCUGAAGAUGGAUAUGUAUGGCAAGUCACUGACAUGAAUCGACUACAGCGAUUCUUAUGUUUUGGUUCUGAAGGUGGGACUUACUAUAUCAAAGAACAGAAGCUGGGCCUUGAAAAUGCUGAAGCUCUAAUUAGAUUGAUUGAAGAUGGCAGAGGAUGUGACGUGAUCCAGGAGAUAAAGUUAUUUAGCCGAGAAGGCAGAACCGCAAAGCAGGAGCCCAUGCUCUUUGCACUUGCCAUUUGUUCCCAGUGUUCUGACAUCAGCACAAAACAAGCGGCAUUUAAAGCUGUUUCUGAAGUUUGUCGUAUCCCUACACAUCUCUUUACUUUUAUCCAGUUUAAGAAAGAUCUGAAGGAAAGCAUGAAAUGUGGUAUGUGGGGUCGUGCCCUCCGGAAAGCUGUAGCAGACUGGUACAAUGAAAAAAGUGGCAUGGCCCUUGCUCUGGCAGUUACAAAAUAUAAACAGAGAAACGGCUGGUCUCACAAAGAUUUAUUAAGAUUGUCACAUCUUAAACCUUCCAGUGAAGGACUUGCCAUUGUGACCAAAUACAUCACAAAGGGCUGGAAAGAGGUCCAUGAAUUGUAUAAGGAAAAAGCACUUUCUGUGGAGACUGAAAAAUUACUAAAAUAUCUGGAAGCUGUAGAGAAAGUGAAGCGAACAAAAGAUGAACUCGAAGUCAUUCAUCUAAUAGAAGAACAUAGGUUAGUUAGAGAACAUCUUCUCACAAAUCACUUAAAGUCUAAAGAGAUAUGGAAAGCUUUGUUGCAAGAAAUGCCUCUCACUGCAUUGCUGAGGAAUCUAGGAAAGAUGACUGCCAAUUCAGUACUUGAACCAGGAAAUUCAGAAGUAUCUUUAAUAUGUGAAAAACUGUGUAAUGAAAAAUUGUUAAAAAAGGCACGCAUACAUCCAUUUCAUGUUUUACUUGCACUAGAAACUUACAAAACAGGACAUGGACUCAAAGGAAAACUGAAGUGGCACCCUGAUAAUGAAAUCUUGAAAGCAUUAGAUGAUGCUUUUUACAAAACAUUUAAGACGGUUGAGCCAACUGGAAAGCGUUUCUUGCUAGCUGUUGAUGUCAGUGCUUCUAUGAACCAAAGAGUUUUGGGUAGCAUACUCAAUGCUAGUGCAGUUGCUGCAGCAAUGUGCAUGGUUGUCACACGGACAGAAAAAGAUUCUUACAUAGUUGCUUUUUCAGAUGAAAUGGUACCAUGUCAAGUUACUGCAGAUAUGACUUUACAAGAGGUUCUAAUGACUAUGAAUCAGAUCCCAGCAGGUGGAACUGAUUGUUCUCUUCCAAUGAUCUGGGCUCAGAAAACAAACACAGCUGCUGAUGUCUUCAUUGUAUUCACUGAUAAUGAGACCUUUGCUGGAAGUGUUCAUCCUGCUGUUGCUCUAAGGGACUAUCGGAAGAAAAUGGGUAUUCCAGCCAAAUUGAUUGUUUGUGGAAUGACAUCAAAUGGUUUUACCAUUGCAGACCCUGAUGAUCGAGGCAUGUUGGAUAUGUGUGGCUUUGAUUCUGGAGCUCUGGAUGUAAUUAGAAAUUUUACAUUAGAUGUGAUUUAACCAUAAGCACCAGUACAAUCCAAGGGAUCCAUUGCUAUCAAUGGAUCUUGCUAAAAAUCAUAGCUACUUCUCAGCUACUCUUAAUCCAGUGAAAGAGAUAUAGUAAGUACAUGAUGGAAAGUUACUUUACCAAAAAACAAGAAGAGGAAAAGUAAGACAAACCCAAAGUUCUUUCUGUCUACUAACCUAGAUUUUGGGAACUUGGAUUAGAAAAUGUGUUAGCUUCCUCUAUCUAAGAAGACUUCUUGUUAAUAGGCACUGUAAAAUAGUAGAACACUAGAAUAGUUAAUUGUUUCACUGGGGAAUAAUAAUAAUAUUUGUACUUCAAAAAGGUGAGAACCAAAAAGAAAUUCCAUAUCAUGACACUUUAACAGCUUAUGUGAAAAAUUUGCUCAGAUGUUUUCAUCGAGAAAGGUCACCUUUGAUAAUUUCUAAAUACUCUAAGAUGCACUAGACCAUGUAACUGUGAUGGAGUAUGAAAAUCACCUGCAAACUUUUAUACUAAAGAUGGGAAAUGCUAAGACAUUUUGAUUGAAUUAUAAUGAGAUUUUACCAAUUCUUCUCAGAGUCUUCUAAGAUCAUAAAAAUAACAAACCUUCUUAUUAAAUGAGAACUAUAUUUUCUUUCUGAUG